Oppiella nova is the source of this 464-nucleotide messenger RNA. The record is from the annotation of a GenBank genome assembly. NCBI's taxonomy places the organism in Eukaryota, Metazoa, Arthropoda, Arachnida, Sarcoptiformes, Oppiidae.
GUCUAUCAGAUAUAUGUGUCGAGCAUUUGGAGAAAACCAAAGGCAAUGUAAUCAACAUUUCAAGUCUCGGCGGACUAAUAGCCGUCCAUGGUUGUUCAGCAUAUUGUAUGGCAAAGUGUGCGGUGGAUAUGUUCACCAAAUGUAUGGCUACAGAGUUGGGACCCAAAGGCAUACGAGUUAAUGCCAUCAACUGUGGUUAUAUUCGCACUGGAAUUUUAGCGGCAAUGGGAAAGCCUAAAGAAAGCGCUGAAGAGAUAUUUAAGGCAUGUGCAAAAUUAACCAUGGUGGGGCGUAUAGGCGUGCCUGAGGACGUGGGCGACUCUAUCCUAUACCUGGCCAGUGACCAUGCUGCUUUCGCCUUCGGAACUAAAGAGUGCGGACCGGAAGGCACACCGGGAGGUCGUACACAGCCUCUCAGGACACCUGCGAUCCAAUCGACCCAAUCAACCUUUGGAAAGAAAGCC